Messenger RNA from Neurospora tetraspora, 733 nucleotides. RefSeq lists its product as uncharacterized. Lineage: Eukaryota; Fungi; Ascomycota; Sordariomycetes; Sordariales; Sordariaceae. The transcript is spliced from 2 exons. Bases 103 to 630 code for a protein of 175 amino acids. The record is from RefSeq and is a predicted model, not a curated record.
AUCGAUCACAACGGAAAACUUCUCGGACAACACGUAGCACUGCCGACUCUUCCGACUAAUACUGCCGACCUAUACUGCCGACCUAAACACGAUCCCACCACAAUGACUGAUAUCAUGGCGCAGCCCAUAGCUACAGAAGGAUCGCCCUCGGUCCCCGAGCUUCAGCAGCCCUUUGUCUCGAAAUGGGCUUCCAGAUAUCGCGGGGCCACAGUAGAAGACCUCGACCCCCCCGCCGCCCUCUCCCUCAACCCCUCGGACCCCAUCUCGCUCGCCCUCCUCUCCGCCUUUGAGCGCGAAUACACCCACCUGACCAUCAUCGACUCGCAGACCCGCGCCCUGCUCGGCUACAUCUCCAUCCCGCAGCUACAGGCCCGCCUCGAGCGCGGCGAGGUCAAGCCCGAGGACGAGGUGCGCACUGCCAUGAUGCGCUUCCGUCGCAGGGGCGGCGCAAAGUACCAGGUCAUCACCAUGGAGACGCCGCUGGAGGAGCUCGAGGCGUUCUUCGCCGGCGUUGCCACGGCAGGCCAGAAGCAGGACUUUGCUGUCAUCACGGAUGAGAAUAGGCGGUUCGUCCUGGGCGUGGCGACGGUGGCGGAUCUGGAGGAGUUUGUUAAGAGGAGGCCUGCGUAAGGGGGUGCUGGAGAGGGAUUAUGGAUAUCGGGUGAGAGAUACCGAAAAAUGAAGAGCGGAAGAGUCAUGGAUCAGACGGUCCCAGAUAGCCGCUCAGAUACGG